Molecule: messenger RNA, 1362 nt
Organism: Suillus clintonianus
Lineage: Eukaryota; Fungi; Basidiomycota; Agaricomycetes; Boletales; Suillaceae
Exons: 2
Coding region: 1-1362 (453 amino acids)
Source: RefSeq, a predicted model, not a curated record
AUGGCAGGCAAAACCAGGAAGGCUUCUGCAUCUCUCGCAGCCAGCGGCUCUCCAGUAGAACCGCUUGAUAUAUCUCCAACCUCAUCGGGUCUCUCUUCCCCCUCCCCCUCCCAAGCUGACAUCGAGGCAGCCCUAGCCUCUUCCAGCCUCACAGUCCCAUCCCAAUCUGCCAUCCCAGCGAUCGUCGUCACAGCUCCACCCUCCCCUGCUGUGGGUGACCGCCGUCCCAGAAUUCCGACCUCACCACCUUCAAUUCUCUCUGCCCCCACUCCCGCUCCUAAAUGCCUCAAGUCAGGCAGACCUGCCGCCUCCAAGAUGGGAAAAUCUCCUUCCCCUUCCCCUUCUUCGCCUCCCAUCAUCACAGGGGGCUCUGCUUCUCAGGUUGCUUUCUGCACCACCUCACCAAAAUCUUACGCCCAGGCGGCAGCCUCAUCAAGUCCACCAAUCCCAGUCCGUCCUCGCCGCCUCUACUCUGAAGACGAACUCGCCGCUGUCUCGGCUCGCGCAGCUGAGGCCGCAGUCGCAAAAUUCACCCAUUCUUUAAACAUGGCCCCAGGAAUCUCCUUAGGCCCCGCCUUCGCGUUUCCCCAAAAUGAUUCUUCUGGUUCAUUUUCUCUGGCUCCUAGCAGGAGUUCCCGCCCUAUGCACUUGCACCGCGCCCCAGUGCGAGGCACCCUGCUCGACCCUGGUGCUAUCAAGCACCACCAAAAGCACAUCGAUAUCAUGCAAAACGGCUGGCCCUCUUACUUUCCACUGUACGAGCUAUGCUGCUCCUGGUCAGACACUUCCAAAGUCUCUGAAUCCGAAUCUCGCGCUCGCGAACGGAGUCUGUCCUUCAUGGACUUCUGUGAAGCUUCCCAGAAUCUUAUCUCUCUCAUCACUUCGCACUUGGCCUCACCUGACAGGGCCCUAAUCGCUCACUCGUGGAAAGCUCAUUAUGACAUCAUCUUCGCAUGCCACGACAUUUAUUCAGCUUUCGAAAACUACCUCGUCUACGAUGAAACUCUCUGGGUCGCCUUUCCAAAACGGUCGCAAGACUUCGACCCUGGGGAAUUUCAAUCUCAUAUCUGGCAGUCCAUCCUCGACAAUUGUCGCAACGAUGAAAUGACAGAGUAUAAGUCCCUUUUAGGGCAUCUGAAGAUCACCGCCGCAGCAGCAGCAGCAGUCCCCUCAUCAAAGCCAUCUGCCCCUGCCCCAUCAUCUAAAGCCCCUCCUCCAUCCUCCAUCCUCUUCCUUUUGCAAAGAUGCCUCCACCCCCACAGCAGACUCCACCUCCACUACCUCGUCCUCAGCCCCCCGCAAGAAAGCCCAUUGCUGGUUCUGCGGAGGCUACCACCGCCCCAAAGACUGCACCUCCGUUAG